This is a messenger RNA of Oncorhynchus kisutch (coho salmon), 2776 nucleotides long. RefSeq names its product histone RNA hairpin-binding protein-like. The record is from RefSeq and is a predicted model, not a curated record. The transcript has 8 exons. Bases 1361 to 2149 code for a protein of 262 amino acids. Gene Ontology annotation, biological process: mRNA 3'-end processing by stem-loop binding and cleavage; mRNA transport. Gene Ontology annotation, molecular function: histone pre-mRNA stem-loop binding; mRNA binding. Gene Ontology annotation, cellular component: histone pre-mRNA 3'end processing complex; cytoplasm. NCBI's taxonomy places the organism in Eukaryota, Metazoa, Chordata, Actinopteri, Salmoniformes, Salmonidae.
AUAUUCGUUUUUGAGCUCUCUACCCGUUAGAUGAGAGAGGGGAGACUUUCAUUGAGGUUUUGUUUGAAACUGCUAGUGAGUCAAGUGAAGCUAAUAGUACAGAACAUGAGAAUGAGUGGGUUACAGUGGCGAAGAAAAAGGGAAACAAAAGAAGUGAAGCUAUGUUGGAAAAUAGGAAACCACUACACUCGUUUUUGGUCAGAGUCAGGGUUUGGAUGAAUGCUACUUGGGAAAUCCGUUUAACGUCUCCAGGAUAAUUUGGAAUGUGUUGGAAGAAAGUGUGGAGUCAGUGAGAGUCACAAAAAGUGGUCUUAUUUUGAUUCUUUUGUGUGUCUGCGGAGCAGAAGAAGCGUGUGCUCAAAACGAUAUCGGAGUGGAAUGUUUCCUGCAUGGGUUUUCGUGGCAGGGCGCCUAUCAAGGGGGUUAUUUCUGGGGUGGCGCAAGAAAUAAAGGCAGAGAAUAUAACUGAAGUGGUUGGUGCACGUCGACUGACUUAUAUGGUGGAUGGAGACAAUACGUUUUCUUCAUCCAUGCUACUGUUCUUUGAUAAAGAGUCUCUCCCUUCUCAUAUGACGUUAGGAUUCAUGAGAUACCCUGUAAGAGCUUUUCUGCUCAAGCCCCUUCAGUGUCAUGAAAGUAAAAGAUUUGGUCAUGUGUCAAGUAUGUACAGAAGGGAAGGAUAUCGUAUGCCAGAUGAAGGGAAAUGCUGCAACUGUGGAGGUGAACAUGCACCAGAAUUCUUGAAGUGCCAUACUAGGGUGAAGGAUAAUGAGGUUUAAGCAGUGUCCAGCGUGUUUCCUAUCUGGAGGCGGUGAGAAAAUUGGAAGGAACGAGUGCCGGUGAAAAAGCAAUGGUUGUAGAGCCACCAAGACCAGUGAAGGUUUUUCAUCAAAUGAGGGAUAGUGAAAUGCUACAUGUUGAAAAGGUGGACUUUGUAUUAUUUAUUGCAAUGGUCAUAAACUGUACAGCACAAGUGGGGAAGAAGUCUAAGAAAAUUGGAAUAAUUGUGAAUGCCACUGAACGUUUUGGGGGUCUUAGUGAUUUUACAGCCAAGGUGGUGCAAGAUAUUCUGUCUGUUAAUGUAGCCCCAUCACAGGCCCAUGAGCCUGUGUAGGGAUGCAUUUUGGAGUGGACUGUGAUUGAAGAAGUGUGACAGUUUUAUUUUAUUUUUUAAUGGUUUUUAGCUUACGUGUUUGAUUUUGUAUUAUAUAAUUUUACCCCUUUCCCGGAAUGUUUUUUUAAAAGUUCUUAAUUAAUACCACGUCCAGCUGGUGUCGGUAAUGCACCGUUAACAUUGGAAGCCAAUCGCCGUUAAACCCCAUCGAAGAAGAAGAAGAAGUAGCAGCAGCAGCAGCAGCAAAUGUAUUUUCGUCACAAGUGUAGACGAACUGACGCUGACUAUAACGGAGAUGAAAAUAGGAAUAGGGGCCCUUUGAAGCGGUAUAACUACCGGAAACGUGGAGCUGAUGGCAGUAUGAGAUCAAAUGAGGACAUGGACUCCACCAGUGAUCUGAAGAAGAGUAAUGUCAACCACAGACACACUGAUAUCAGACCUGUUAGUUGUACCACUCCUGAAAGUGAAGGUCCAGUUCCCAGAUGCAUGGACUGGGAGCGUGAAGUGGAGACUGAAGAAAUGUGCUCAAGCGUCUGUUGUGACAUGCAACGUUACAGGAGGAGGACACUGGCAGCAGAGUUUGGUCCAAGGGAACGGAAGAAUUCUUCAGGGAGCUCAGAUUCCAGAGACUCUCCAGUCCCUGGUGAGGUCAUGGAGGAGGAUGAGGAAGUCCUGAUGAGGAGGCAGAAACAGAUCACAUAUGGGAAGAACACACUCGCCUACGACAGAUAUAUAAAGGAAGUACCCAAGCACUUGAGGCAGCCAGGAGUUCAUCCUAAAACUCCUAACAAGUUUAAGAAAUACAGCCGGCGCUCAUGGGACCAGCAGAUUAAAUUGUGGAAGGUGAAGAUUCACGCGUGGGACCCCCCAGCCCAGGAGGGCAGGGAGCUGCAGGCCAUAUAUGAGGUUGACUUGGAUGAUGUAAUGGAUAUUGAGCUAGAGUUCCCUGAGCUCGAUUCCGACUCAAGCGCACAGCCUCCUAAAGUCAGCAAGGCCUCUUCGUCUCAAGCAGACUCCUUCCAAGUAACUCCCUAGAUGAUGAAAAUGGAUACAUCAGUUGACCUUGAAAUGGCCUAAAUGUCCUUGGUGGUUGAGAGGAUAAUGUGGAAUGGCCUGGGGUAUUGAUUUCCCCCAACACCAUGUUUGAAAUGGAUGCAUCCACCAGUGAUCACCUCCUUUUGGUGGAAUGCAGUUUCUGGUAGAGACAUGCCUCAGACCCAUUCUCAGCUGUCUUUUGACAGCUAUCACCCAGUAGGGCAAAAAUUAUUGAAUGCUUAAAAUACCAGGACAAAUUGAUGAUAGAUUGAAUUCAAGUCAGUGACCUGAAUUGUGUAUCACAUUUUUUUGAAAUUGUGUUGUGAAUGCUUGCAUUGUAUUUUAUAGUUGAUUGCCUUGUAUGCUGAGAACAUCUUUAUUGUGAGUAGUUGAAGUGUUUGUUUUUGUUCAAUUAUAUAUUUUUUAUAUAUAAACUUUGAAUACAAUGUUGUACUGUAUUUUCUUAGGCUUUCAAAAAACAUGUUGAUAAUGGGAUUUUUAUCAGCAGGUAAAACAUAAUAAUAAUGGGACAUAAUGCCUCAAGCUUUUAUUUUUCUGGAUAUGCUUUUUCUGCUUCCUAACUGGCUUGUAGCUGAGACAUACAGAGGAUGUUAUUCGUUUUUAUAC